This is a messenger RNA of Olea europaea var. sylvestris, 2191 nucleotides long. Its product is annotated as probable LRR receptor-like serine/threonine-protein kinase At3g47570. Gene Ontology annotation, molecular function: protein kinase activity; protein binding; ATP binding. Gene Ontology annotation, biological process: protein phosphorylation. Bases 1 to 2073 code for a protein of 690 amino acids. The transcript has 4 exons. NCBI's taxonomy places the organism in Eukaryota, Viridiplantae, Streptophyta, Magnoliopsida, Lamiales, Oleaceae. The record is from RefSeq and is a predicted model, not a curated record.
AUGGAGGUUUCAUACAAUCAGUUUUCAGGCCAUCUUCCUUCAACCAUGGGACUUUCACUUCUCAAUCUUGAAGAGCUCUAUCUGGGUGGCAACAGAAUCACUGAAGUAUUUCCAAGCUCAAUCAUCAAUGCUUCAAAGCUGACCAUGUUAGACAUGGGACUGAACUCGUUGACUGGAACUAUACCAGACUUUGGUAAUUUAAGACUUCUACGACGCCUUCUGCUUGGAGGAAAUAAUUUGACAGGAGAAUCUUGGAGAUUUUUCUCUUCGUUAACAAAUUGUCAAUAUUUGAAGUAUAUGGAAGUAUCUUUAAAUCAGCUGAGUGGUAUCCUCCCAGCUUCUAUUGGGAAUUUGUCUACUUCUCUUCAGGUACUUAAAGCAUUUGGAUGCAGUAUUGAGGGCGCUAUUCCUCCUGAGAUUGGAAACUUAUGCAGCUUGGUAAAUUUAAACUUUGCUAGCAAUCAGUUGAUGGGAUUCAUCCCUGGAACAAUUGGAAAAUUAACAAAUCUUCAAGGUAUAUAUUUUGUCCAGAAUAAACAUGACGGAUAUAUCCCCGUCGAUUUUUGCCAGUUAACCAAUUUGGUGGACUUGGUUCUAAGUGACAAUAUGCUCUAUGGGUCAAUUCCCACAUGUUUGGGUGAGCUUAAAUCGUUGAGAACACUCAACCUAGACUCCAACAAAUUGGAGUCUACUCUACCUUUAAGCUUCUGGAACCUAAAUGAUCUUCUGAUACUAAACUUGUCCUCGAACAGAUUAAGAGGAUCCCUACCUUGGGGGAUCCAAAAUUUGAGGGCCAUCAACAGAAUAGAUUUAUCUUGGAAUCAGUUCUCGGGAGAUAUUCCAAGCUCUAUUGGCGGUAUGCAAUCAUUGAAUAUUUCAUCCCACAACAGAUUGGAGGGAGAGAUUCCCAGUGGGGGACGUUUUGCAAACUUCAGUAAUCAAUCGUUUAUGCAGAACUAUGCUCUUUGCAGUGAAAGUCGACAACAAUUUUCACCGUGUGGAAGGACUCAUAAAAGAUCACGGUCGAAGAAAGUAGUUACGCUAAUGAAAUAUAUUCUUCCCCCUGCCUUAUCAUUAAUCCUUGCCAUGAGCCUGACACUGUUUAUAGUAAGAAGACGUAAGCAGGACAGGCCAGUACCCCAAAGUGAAAUUCCAUUCCGUCUUGAAUGGAGAAGGAUUUCUUAUCGAGAACUUCAAGAAGCAACAAAUGCAUUUAGUGAAAGCAACAUACUUGGAAGUGGAAGUUUUGGUUCAGUAUAUGGAGGGACACUUUCUGAUGGGCUAAAUGUUGCAGUGAAAGUUUUUAAUUUGCAGUCACCAGAGGCAAGAGCAACCAAGAGCUUCGCUACAGAAAGUAAAGUACUGAGUACCAUUCGUCAUAGGAAUUUAGUCAAAAUCAUCGGCUGUUGCAGCAAUACAGAGUUCAAAGCACUGGUACUGGAGUACAUGCCUAAUGGGAGCCUCGAGAAAUGGUUAUAUUCCCACAACUAUUUCUUGGACAUGCUAAAAAGAUUAAAUAUAGCAAUUGAUGUUGCAUUAGCUCUAGAAUAUCUCCAUCAUGGUGAUACAUACCCCAUUGUACAUUCUGAUUUGAAGCCUAGCAAUGUCCUGCUUGACGAAGAUAUGGUUGCCCACAUUGGUUAUUUUGGUAUUGCCAAACUCUUCAGCAAAGGAGAGUCAAUGGCUUUUACGAAUACCUUAGCAACAAUUGGAUAUAUGGCACCAGAAUAUGGAACUGAAGGAAUAGUAUCCACUAGUGGUGAUGUCUACAGUUACAGAGUGAUGCUGCUGGAGAUGUAUACAAGGAAGAAGCCAACAUAUGAGAUGUUUGACGAACAAAUGAGCUUGAAAAGUUGGGUUAGUCAAUCAUUAAACGAGAAUAGAAUAACUGAAGUUGUGGACACAAAUUUGCUUGGUAGAGAAGACGAGAAUCUCUCCAGAAAGGAGCAAUGUGUCUAUUCGACUUUGGCUUUGGCGAUAGAAUGUUUGAUUGAUUCUACAACAGAAAGAAUCAACAUGAGGGAAGUUGUGGCUAGACUUCAAAAGAUCAAAGCUGUGUUUCUAGCAAGAUAGGCAAGUUCUCUAUAACAAAUGAUUUAAGGUUGUUCCAACCAAUUGCUGUGGUCCAUCGAUAAAUUAGCAAUAUAAAACAUUAAAGUUUCACAUGCAGUAUUAGAAUAAAUUUAGUAUA